AUGCUGAGAGCCAUGGCCAUCACGACAUUUCUGGGGUUUCUUGUCCUGCCAGUCACCGCGAACCUGCGGGGUGCAGACAGGGCGCCGGACUACACACAGUGUGGGGUGCUGGGACAAUCCCACCACACAGCCACACAGCGGAUCGUUCACGGUCACGAUGCAGGGCAAUGUGUCUGGAGAUGGCAAGUGAGUUUGAGUUCGGCCACCGACGGGCAGUUCUGUGGAGGCACGCUGAUUGGCCGCGAGUGGGUGUUGACUGCAGCGCAUUGCAUCUCCAAGGUUCGCAGCGGCUGUGAAGUCCGGAGUCUGCGCAUCGGCGCAGGCACCUGGAAACGUCGUGAAAAUGUGGAUCAGAGUGACACCUCUGUGGUGAGGCGAGUCACCAAGGUCUACAUGCAUCCCUUGUACCAGGACAAUGUGGCGCAUGACUACGACUUUGCCCUGUUGCAACUGGACAAAGCAGUUCCCAUCAACCGGUGCAUCGGUGUGGCGUGCCUGCCGCAUUCUCAGGACCGCAGCGGCACCAACUGCAGCAUCACCGGCUGGGGAACCUUGGUGUCUUCGGGUCCAACACCUGAACUGCUGCAAGAGGCUUCAGUGACACUGCUGACCAACCAGAUGUGUGAGGUGAACUACACAGCGAGCAAAAAUACCAUCACUGGCAGCAUGCUCUGUGCCUCCGGCAGGUCGAAUACUGGGAUCACAGAUACAUGUCAAGGAGAUAGUGGAGGCCCAUUAGUUUGCAAAGAGACAGUUGAAACCUCCGAUGGUACGAUGGCGAGCGACCGCUACGUGCUGAGGGGUGUGACGUCCUGGGGUCAGGGCUGUGCUUACGAAGGCUAUCCAGGUGUCUAUGGGCGAGUGCAAAGUGUCCUCAGUUGGAUUGAAGAUACCAUCGAGAACAAGGUGAAGAAGGUCUAUGCUGCUGAUACCAAGGAGGAUUUCUCCAGUCUGGAUUUCGAGGGCAAGAUGUGGAAGGUGGUGAGUGGUGAAUGCACCAUCGAUGCCUCCGAUUGUUUGCUGAGCCCCGGCUUUCCGGAAGCCUAUGGCGAUUCGCAGCAGUGCAAGGUGGCUGUGAAUCCUCAGGGGGCCAUGCCCUUGGAGGUGAUGAAUUUCACCACUGAGUUGGGCUUUGAUAAGCUCUACGUGGAUUGCAAGUCCUAUUCGGGCGGUACGGGCCCCAAUGGCGUGAUCCCCAGCUCUUCCUUGUUUUGGACCUCGGAUGCCUCCGUUACAGAGUCAGGCUGGAGGAUUUGUCCGGAGGCCGUUGGACUUUUGCCAUGA
This is a messenger RNA of Cladocopium goreaui, 1284 nucleotides long. Lineage: Eukaryota; Dinophyceae; Suessiales; Symbiodiniaceae. The record is from the annotation of a GenBank genome assembly.